Messenger RNA from Fusarium sp. VM40, 678 nucleotides. The record is from the annotation of a GenBank genome assembly. NCBI's taxonomy places the organism in Eukaryota, Fungi, Ascomycota, Sordariomycetes, Hypocreales, Nectriaceae.
AUGACAGCCUCAAUUCGCACCAUCUCCUCACCACUGUCCUUGGGCUUCUCCCCCUCCCGCACGCCCUCUCCUCACUGCUCGUCCAUGGCGUCAAAGGCAAUCCCAGUCAUGAAUCCUUGGGAGGUCGAUGCUCUAAACUACGAAUUCCCCCAAGAGGGCUCUUACAACGUCGAUGGCACUGUGAACCCUGCAGGCACAUGGCGUCAGGUUCAAGAUCCCGUCAUCUAUCCUGGUCUCUAUGCUCCCAGCGGCAUUGACAUCAUGUCCAUUUUGUUCCGUGUCAUGGGUCGACCAAACCCUCAAGUUGUUCUUGGCCCCGUCGAUUGCUCUGUCGCUAUGGUUGUCUGUGAUAUGGGCCGCACUGACGCUCCCGUCAUCUACGUUUCUGAAUCAUUCUCCGACCUUACUGGAUACUCUGCUCGUGAAUCUCUAGGCCGAAACUGCCGCUUCCUCCAGUCACCUCCCGGACAAGAACGCCACCCCAACAGGAAGGGUUCUGACAAGGUCGCAUCGCACCGCAUGCAUCAGGCUCUCCUUGCCGGAAAGGAGAUUCAGACUCCUGUCACCAACUACAAGAAGUUCGGCCAAGCCUUCAACAACCUUCUCACCAUCAUCCCUGUGCCUGUUGAUAACACCGGUAGCCGUUACUGCAUCGGCUUCUUGUGUGAGAUGGAUUAA